Molecule: messenger RNA, 7486 nt
Organism: Maylandia zebra (zebra mbuna)
Lineage: Eukaryota; Metazoa; Chordata; Actinopteri; Cichliformes; Cichlidae
Gene: erc2
Product: ELKS/RAB6-interacting/CAST family member 2
Biological process (GO): neuromuscular synaptic transmission; maintenance of presynaptic active zone structure; regulation of synaptic plasticity
Cellular component (GO): cytoskeleton of presynaptic active zone
Molecular function (GO): structural constituent of presynaptic active zone
Source: RefSeq, a predicted model, not a curated record
CCCAAUGACAGCGCAGGAUGCUGAGAGAGGCUGCUCGGGUGAAUGGAGGCGACAAGAUGCCGUCUAGAGCGGCGAAGAAGAGGAAUUAACAUCGAUAAAGAUCUGACUUUGAUCUACUCCACCUUUUCAGACAUGAAAUAAGUCACCCAUGUGCAGUUCUAAGAGUCAGAGCAGUCUCAUUAUAACUCGCCCCUGUUAAGGACCCCUCUGGUGGCUACACCGCCGAAUCACAGGACAUGUACGGCAGUGCCAGAGCUGUAGGCCAUGUAGAGAGCAGCCCCGUACGGUCCCCGCGCCUACCAAGGUCCCCCAGACUGGGCCAUCGAAGGGCACACAGUGGGAGCGGGGGCGGUGCGGGGGGCAAGACGCUCUCCAUGGAGAACAUCCAGUCCCUCAACGCUGCCUAUGCUACUUCGGGGCCCAUGUACCUGAGUGACCACGAGGGCGUGGGCUCCACUGCCACCUACCCAAAAGGCACUAUGACUCUGGGUCGCGCCACCAGUCGGGCCAUGUAUGGGGGCCGUGUCACAGCCAUGGGCAGCAGUCCCAAUAUUGCUUCUGUGGGGCUGCCUCAUGCUGACCUUCUGUCUUACAGUGACCUGGGCUCCCUCUCCAUGCUGCACCCCCACCACCACCAGGGGGUGCCCUCUGCUCUGCUGAGGCAGGCAGUGCGGGGCAGUGGUGGGGAGCUGCUGGAGAUGCAGGCCCAGCUCAGGGAGAUGCAGAGGGAGAAUGAGAUGCUGCGACGGGAGCUUGACCUGAAGGACAGUAAGUUGGGAUCUUCCACCAACAGCAUCAAGAGUUUCUGGAGUCCUGAACUGAAGAAGGAGAGGAUAAUGAGGAAAGAAGAGGCGGCUCGUACGUCAAUCCUCAAAGAGCAAAUGAGAGUCACUCAUGAGGAGAACCAGCUGCUGGAUGCCAGGAGAACCAAGCAUCUUCAGAUGACCAUCCAAGCUCUGCAGGAUGAAUUGCGCACACAGCGAGACCUCAACCACCUGCUGCAGCAGGAGAGUGGUAACCGCUCUGGGUCUGAGCAUUUCACCACCAUUGAGCUGACAGAGGAGAACUUCCGGCGGCUGCAGGCUGAACAUGACAGACAGGCCAAGGAGCUCUUCCUGCUGAGAAAGACCCUAGAGGAGAUGGAACUGAGGAUUGAGACCCAGAAACAAACCCUGGGUGCCAGAGAUGAGUCAAUUAAGAAGUUGCUUGAGAUGCUACAGAGCAAAGGGCUGCCCCCGGGCCCGGGCAGGGCAACCGAGGAGGAGGAGCAAGAACGAGCCCGGCGCAUUGCAGAAGCAGAGGCGCAACUGGGACACCUGGAGGUCAUUCUGGAUCAAAAGGAGAAGGAAAACAUCCAUUUGCGAGAGGAACUGCACAGAAGAAAUCAACUGCAUCAGGACCCAAGUAAAACUAAGGCCCUGCAGACCAUUAUAGAGAUGAAAGACACCAAAAUUGCCUCUCUGGAACGCAACAUUCGGGAUCUGGAGGAUGAGAUUCAAAUGCUGAAGGCAAACGGCUUACUGAACACAGAGGACAGAGAAGAGGAAAUCAAACAGAUGGAGGUCUACAAGAACCACUCUAAGUUUAUGAAGACGAAGAUUGACCAGUUGAAGCAGGAGUUGUCAAAGAAAGAGUCAGAACUGCUGGCUCUGCAGACGAAGCUAGAGACCCUCAACAACCAGAACUCAGACUGCAAACAGCAUAUCGAGGUGCUCAAAGAGUCUCUCACUGCCAAGGAGCAACGUGCUGCCAUCCUGCAAACGGAGGUUGACGCUUUACGUCUACGUCUGGAGGAGAAAGAGUCCUUCUUGAACAAGAAAACCAAGCAGCUGCAGGACCUGACGGAGGAGAAGGGUACUCUCGCCGGAGAAAUCAGGGACAUGAAGGACAUGCUUGAGGUCAAAGAAAGAAAGAUUAAUGUCCUGCAGAAAAAGAUUGAGAACCUGCAGGAGCAGCUGCGGGACAAAGACAAGCAGCUGGGGAACCUCAAGGACAGGGUCAAGUCUCUGCAGACCGACUCCAGUAACACAGACACUGCCCUGGCCACCCUGGAAGAGGCGCUGUCAGAGAAGGAGAGGAUUAUUGAGCGUUUGAAGGACCAAAGGGAGAGAGAAGACAGAGAACGACUGGAAGAAGUGGAAUCAUAUAAGAAAGAGAACAAGGAAUUGAAGGAGAAGGUGAACAGCCUGCAGAUAGAACUAACAGAAAAGGAGUCCAGUCUCAUCGAUCUGAAAGAACACGCAUCAUCCCUGGCAUCCUCUGGCCUCAAGAAGGAUUCAAAGCUCAAGUCACUGGAGAUUGCAAUUGAGCAGAAAAAAGAGGAAUGUAGUAAGUUGGAGACACAGUUACAGAAGCAAGCUGAGCAGCUAUUCAGUCACAUGAACACUCCUAAAGCCCAUGAAGUGGAGCAGCAGUCGGGCUCCAGAGGGAACCCAGAGUAUGUGGACCGGGUGAAACUGCUGGAAAAGGAGGUGAGCUACUACAAGGAUGAAGCUAAUAAGGCUCAGACAGAGGUGGAGAGACUGCUGGACAUCCUGCGAGAGGUGGAAACCGAAAAGAAUGAUAAGGACAAGAAAAUUGCUGAGUUGGAAAGUCUAGCUCCCAGACAAGGGGGUAAAGAUCAAGCUAAAAAGGGUUCAAACAUCAAACUGGGGCUGCAAGGUGACAAGAAAGGCUUGGGACAGGACCCUCGUAAGGACAGCUCCAUAGAUGGUGGUCACCACUUGAAGUUGGAGGAGCUAAUGAACACGCUAGAAAGGACGAGGCAAGAGCUGGAUGCCACCAAGCAGCGUCUCUCCUCCACACAGCAGUCUUUACAGGAGAGGGACACUCACCUCACCAACAUGAGACAAGAACGCAGGAAACAGCUGGAGGAGAUCCUUGAAAUGAAACAACAAGCUCUGCUGGCAGCAAUUAGUGAGAAAGAUGCUAAUAUUGCACUGCUGGAACUGUCUGCCUCGAAUAAAAAGAAGACCCAGGAGGAGGUGCUAGCCCUCAAGAGGGAGCGGGACAAACUGAUGCACCAGCUCAAACAACAUACACAAAGCAGAAUGAAGCUGAUAGCCGACAACUAUGAAGACGAGCAAUAUCAUCCACAUGCUCCUCACCACCCCCAGUCUCAGCCCCCACAUGCUCCACCUCAGCCCCAGCCCCAGUAUUCCCACGCUCCCCACCCUCAACAGACUCCAUAUCCACACGCCCCGCACCCGCAACAUCCGCAACACCAACAGCACCCACAGCACCUGCAACACCCACAGCACCCACAGGCAUCCCAGCAACACCCACACCCACAGCAGCCACAGAUGCAGUACCCUCACCCUCCUCACCAGCAACAUCCUCAGCACCCUCAGCCACCUCCCCAGCACCAACAGCACCCACGCCCUCCACAGCCCCAGCACCCUCACCAACAGCACCCCCAGCAUCCUCAGCAGCACCCACAUGGGCAUCUGCCUCCGCAGCACCCUCACCCUCAGCACCCACACGGACCUCCGCAACAGGGGCCACACCCCCAACAUCCACACCCUCAGCACCCCCAGCACCCCCAGCACCCUCAGCAUCCCCAACACCCUCACCAUGCCCAACAUCCACGUCACCCGUCGCCCCACCAUCGCGGGGGACCAGCCCGAGGACCCCCGCAUGCUGGUCAUCGCCCUUCCCCAGACCAGGAUGACGAGGAGGGCAUUUGGGCAUAAUCCUUGCUGUGACAACCAAAGCUCUAAUGUUGUUUUGAGGGAUGAUUCAGUCACUACUGGAGGAGCACAGCCAUGCCAUGAUGUUGUAACACUACCCAACUAAAUAUUUAUUACCUCCACUCAAUCAGUACCCAGCAACGGGACCUUUUUUUCCCAGGAAGAGGAGGGGGAACUCAGGUGUGCAGGUCAUGCAUAGAGACUGACAGCUGAGCAGGUGAUGUGGGAGCUCUUCUUGGUGUGAACAGGACAAGACGCACUCCACUUCACACAACAUUAGAUAUUCACAACUGAAAUGGAAGGAGAGAGAACGAUAUGGAGAAAGAGAUGUUCUGUGUGUGUCUAAUUGUUGCUUGGACAUGUGAUUAACACGGGAGCACUGUAUCAGAGGUUACACCGAGGUCAACUCACCUGUCUGUCACAAGUUCAGGCCAACGGCGCUCUCUUGAUCCACCCAGCAGAGAUCUCAUGACCGUCUGUCAGCCCAGUAUUUCUUCCUUCCUCCUUCUUCCUUUGACUGGUUCAAGAUCAUGGUUGUCUUGCUGACUGUUUCACCUGCCUAACUGACUCCUCUGGCUCUGGUUGGCUCCUCCGCCUGACUCUUGUCAUGGUUUUUCAAUCCUCACUGCCCUCCUGACUCACCUGGUGACAUCUGACCCCUCUGCCUGGCUGUCAUGACCUUCGGCGUGUUGUAAUCAUCAGAUUGUUUUGCUGAGCUAUAUUUUCCCUCCGUGGCACGCAGUGACUUCUUCCUUUCUUUUUCUUUUUUUAACCUUUUUACCUGCCAUGUGUUUCUUCAGCAUUUCUAAACGUGACGUGGUGUCCCUUUACUAGCAUGUUCCACACAGUCCAGAUUAAGUGGUUUUAGGGUUUCUUUUGUCAUUUCUUGUUGGUAAAACGAAGAGCUUUGAUCUGACUGAUGACAGGCUUGAGCCUUGCCUGCAACAUCAAGAGGUCUCUGUGGCUGUGCAAGCAGGGCCUUCCAGUUCUCUGGCUAGUUUUAGCCUUAAGGCUGUGGCUGCACUGGAUUUUAUCUUCAUCUUACCUCAUUUUAAUCAAAAGUAGUCAAAAAAAGAAAUAAACUAUGCAGAUGUAAACAUAGAGUGAAUGCAUUCCCAUCCUUACUUAAAUCAAGUCAAAAUGAUUUAAUUGUCCAAUCACAGCAGCCAAGGGAGUGGUCAGAAUAUAUUGAUCAGAUUAUUUAGAUUAUUUCUGAGACUAUGCACCUAUGCACCUCCUCUGUGUUGCAGGAAUUUUUACUAAUGGUGCUUCUGCUGGUGCUCAAACUAAACGGUGUGAGAAGACCUGGUAAAGAGCAUCUUUUAGUCCUUUUACAGUAAAGGGACUUGAUCCCACAAUGGGCUUCAUAAACAACUGUAAAGGAGUUCUUUGUACAUAUGAUUUGACAAAUGGGGUUUGUGAUCCACACACAGAGGCUAGGUCCCUCAGCAAAUACUGCUACUAUAAGCAUCAUUCUAGACUAUAAAGAGAAGGCAGUGUCCAAUAGAUGUUUAUCCUGCAGGUCUAUUGGAGCCACUGACACACCAGUGUCUGACCUAGAGUAUGCUCCUGCUCCCCUCUCCCUUGUACUCUUCCAGCAGUAGUUUGUGUGACCUCCCCAAACAUAGUGACUUGUUUUCUCCUUCUCAACAAGGUGGCCUGUGCCUCGUAAAAACUGUACACAUAUGAUAGAUAUGAAUAUAUUAUACAUAUAGAGAGAAAUCUAUAGAGUGUGUCUAUAUGUGGUCAGAAAAUCAUUUCAAACUGACAAGAUACUAUAUAAAUAUAUAUAUAUAAUAUAUAUAUGUUUCUUUUUUCUUCAUGGUUAUUUUUCUAUCUGGCUGGAGGUCUGAGAAAUGUCUUAUUUAGAGCGUUGAGCGGUGUGAUUUUCCUCUGAUUUGUACUGUAUAUGAAAACCCCCCUCAGCAGCAAAUUUAACAUUCCCUGUCUGAAAAUACAGGACAGCCCAAAUAAAAAAAAAUUAAGAGCUUUAGGACAGUUUAUGGGAAACAAAGAAGUGUAUCCAAAUCUAUCUAGAAGUUUAGAAAAGGUGACAUUAUUACAUUCCUUUCUUAAUGUGAAAAACAACUCAGUUGAAGACCACUUUGCCUGUGGUGACGACUUUGAACAGCGACUUUAUUUAUUUUUUUAAUUUUGCAGCUCGCACAGGUAGCAUUGAGAUUAUGUCUGCUGAACUCAGCAGUCAGAAGCUUGCACUUGUGAGAGGACUAUCACAGUUAUCACCCAACCGGAGGUUUGAGUGACUCUGUCUGGAUGCAUUUCCUUCGUGUGUUUGUCGUUGUUGUUGUCUCGUAAGCCGAAGUGAUGAUGUAUGUGACUGUGACAGCUAACCGAGUAGAAAAAAAAACCACACGCGCACACAAAUUGUUACAGUAUAGUGGAAAAAUGAAGUAGACUGUUACAAUCCCCAGUUCCUCUCUCUAACCCUCAUAGUGCCUGUGUGUCUCCCUUUUAUGGCCAAGUGUUGGUUGUUGUAUAUAAAUGUCUUUCCAUUUACUCAUCACUCCAAGGUGAUCUGUGCAUCAUCUUUUAUGUGUCUGCUUCCCACCGUUACAGCUCUGAUCCACUGACCAAGAACCAACAGACCGUGUGAAACCUUGCUGUUUGUGUUUACAAAUGUUAAGAUAAAUCCUGACUUGGAUGUUUAAAAAAAACAAAAGGGAAGACAAUGCAAACAGACAGAGGAGCAACAAUCCUCUCACUACACCGAGAGGGGGAUGAAGUAUGAAUCCUCUAUUUUCAGGUCCUUAUCUACUGAAUACUUGAAGUAGGGAGUUCUCCUACCAUGAAAUAGUAACAUAUGAUUUACAUGGUAGACGACAUUUCAAUUGUGCCCAUGCAUGUCGAUUUUUACAUAAUGUGCCAACUGAAAGCGAUGAUGUAAGGAUAAUCUCCUGUUCUCUAUGCAGAGCGAUUUCUCUACUGUUGCGUCAAAAAAAGGUUUCGGAGACACCAAGGCUUAGAGGCUGGGACUGGUUUCCUGAGCUUAGACGCAAGAGUAAUCUGACAUUGCGCGUGGCAGAUUUGAGAAGGCAAGGCUUCAUCGGUGCCUAGAAACAGAUGUGUAGAAAGACUUGAAAAGUCACCAGUAAUUUUCAAAAGCCUUCAGAAAAAAGAAAAAAAAAAGCCUACCAUACAUUUUCACUGUAUUCUUGUAAACAGGUUGUUUUUGUUUUACUGCAAAUCACUGAAAACUUUGGAUUAAACAAAUCACUGUGACCAAUGCCAGAAACGCUUUUGUUUAACGGAACAAAUAUUAUGUUUACUUUUUUAUUAUUCAUUUUUUUGUAUUUAAGUUAGCUUUAUUUUUUCUAUUUUUUCGGUGCACUGAACAUGCCAGUUUGAGACUGUACUAUUUGUAUAGGUAAAUGUUUUGAGGUGUACAGUAAAAACCAAGGAGCAAACUAAAUGUGUGUCCAGCAUGCUGAAUGAUUAUUCGUGUGAACGUGAGCUAAUCUCCCAUAAAGCAUCAUUCCUCAUACAUUAAUUGCAUCUGCAUCGUGCAUUGUGACGGUGUGAUGUUGUGUUUGAGAGUGAUGUGUGUCUCACUUACUGUGUCCCCUUAGUAGACAGCCUGUGCAGUUCUGUGAGAGUGCAGCAUGUUCUUGGAGUUGCUGGUGUAAAUGCAUUCAGAAAAGAGGGAUGUGUGCGUGCAUAACUGCAAUUUAUUUGUUUAUGAGUGCGUGUAUGUUGUUGUGUGAAUGCACAAGAUAAAACUAUUUAAAAAAAACUGAACAAAAACAACAACAACUUUAUAAAGAGAAAGUCCCUAAAUU